Molecule: messenger RNA, 1603 nt
Organism: Fulmarus glacialis (Northern fulmar)
Lineage: Eukaryota; Metazoa; Chordata; Aves; Procellariiformes; Procellariidae
Gene: FBLN5
Product: fibulin 5
Exons: 10
Molecular function (GO): calcium ion binding
Source: RefSeq, a predicted model, not a curated record
CAGCGGGAGAGGCUUUCCUUCAAGCUGUUAGUGUUUUAUCCUGGCAGGCUCCUCGAGGUUGUUGUGAGGAGUCUAGCCAGUUGGUGAGCUUUGUAAUCUAAACCAGCUGUCCCAGGCUGAGGCCCCCAUUUGCAUUGUUUAACAUACUUAGAAAAUGAAGUGUUCAUUUUUAACAUUCCUCCUCCAAUUGGUUUAAUGCUGAAUUACAGAAGAGAACUAAGCAAAACCAGGUGCUCUCUCUGUAUUCUCUCCAGUGUCUGAGGAGGUACAGACGGCUCCCGAACUUCUCCAUUACUUGCUAUUUCAUUCUUUGGACUAUAAAUGACUGAGGAACUGAAGUGCUAGCAGAGGGUAAUGUUUGGAAAAACUUUCUAGUUAUUCAUCAGCACAGACUCUGGUUUUUUUCCACCUUUCCCCAACGGUUUUGGACAUGCAAGGAUUAAAAAGGAUACUGACUGCUUUCACACUGGCCGUCUGCCUUUCGAGCCCUGGAAAAGCACAGCAACAAUGCACUAAUGGGUUUGACCUGGACCGUGCCUCUGGGCAGUGCUUAGAUAUUGAUGAAUGUCGGACUAUUCCUGAGGCCUGCAGAGGAGAUAUGGUGUGUGUCAACCAGAAUGGUGGCUAUUUAUGCGUACCGCGAACAAACCCAGUAUAUCGGUCACCAUAUCUGAAUCCUUAUUCAAAUAUUUAUCCACCGCCCCAAGCACCAGGCCCCGUUCCUAAUUACCCUACUGUUACAAGACCUCUGAUCUGUCGAUUUGGUUACCAGUUGGAUGAAAACAAUCAGUGUGCUGAUGUGGAUGAAUGCGCUUCAGAUUCUCACCAGUGUAACCCCACCCAGAUCUGCAUAAAUACUGAGGGGGGCUAUACCUGUUCCUGCACUGAAGGCUACUGGCUCUUAGAAGGCCAGUGUUUAGAUAUAGAUGAAUGUCGCUACGGCUACUGCCAGCAGCUGUGUGCCAAUGUGCCCGGUUCCUACUCCUGCACGUGCAACCCAGGCUUCACCCUCAAUGAUGAUGGAAGAUCAUGCCAAGAUCUGAACGAAUGUACAAGCGAAAACCCUUGCACUCAGACCUGCGUCAAUACCUACGGCUCUUUUCUCUGCCGCUGUGAACCUGGCUACGAACUGGAAGCUGAUGGAGUUAACUGCAGUGAUAUGGACGAAUGCAGCUUCUCAGAGUUCCUCUGCCAGCACGAAUGUGUGAACGGGCCUGGUUCUUACUACUGUAUCUGUCCUUCGGGCUAUAACUUGCUUGACGAUAGCAGAAGCUGCCAAGAUAUCAAUGAAUGUGAAAACAGAAACUUCACCUGCACUCCACAGCAAACGUGUUUCAAUAUCCCAGGAGAAUAUAAAUGUUUAGACCCAGUAAGAUGCGAGGAUCCUUAUAUCCAGAUUAAUGAGAACCGCUGCAUGUGUCCAGCUGAAAACGCCGGUUGCAGAGAUCAGCCAUUCACCAUCUUGUACAGAGUGAUGGAUAUGGUGUCCGGGCGGUCUGUGCCUUCUGACAUUUUUCAGAUGCAAGCAACAACUCGCUACCCUGGAGCCUAUUACAUCUUCCAAAUCAAAUCAGGGAACGAGGGCAGGGAAUUCUACAUGCGG